This is a messenger RNA of Radiomyces spectabilis, 1347 nucleotides long. RefSeq lists its product as uncharacterized. Gene Ontology annotation, molecular function: fatty acid 2-hydroxylase activity; iron ion binding; heme binding. NCBI's taxonomy places the organism in Eukaryota, Fungi, Mucoromycota, Mucoromycetes, Mucorales, Radiomycetaceae. Gene Ontology annotation, biological process: lipid biosynthetic process; fatty acid metabolic process. The record is from RefSeq and is a predicted model, not a curated record. The transcript is spliced from 2 exons. Gene Ontology annotation, cellular component: membrane; endoplasmic reticulum. The coding region runs from base 126 to 1241 and encodes 371 amino acids.
UUUUUUUCUUUCUUAUUUUCUAUUUCUGUUGGAGUGGCCAAUUGAAUGGUUUUGAUUUCACAUCAAAAUUCAUUGACAUUUAGGGUCUUUAUUGUUUACUUGUUCGGUCAAAUCUUUCUGAAUUCAUGGCGUUACCGGUUAUUACUUCCCAGCAAGUGCGUAAACACGCCUCUCGUUCGUCUUGCUGGGUUACGUUGAACGAUAGAGUGUACGAUGUCACGGCAUUCCUUGCCGAUCAUCCCGGAGGGGCUGAUCUCAUUCUUGAUUACGCGGGCAAAGACGUUACCGCCAUUAUGAAAGACGUUCAGGAGCACGAACAUUCGGAGAGCGCCUAUGAAAUCCUGUAUGACAAUUGCGUAGGGGUUUUAAACGAUACAACAGAAAUUACAGAGUCUAUGCAGGAUAACCGCCACUUUGAAGGUGAACGAGCCCGUCUGCAUCAGCGACGAGUUCAACUAUUGCAACAAGAAGAAGAGUUCAAGACGUAUACGCGACCUGACUUUCAUCCGUCCGUCACAGAUGUAAAUACCGAUAUGAAGCAGCAUCGAUUCCUGGACCUUCGUCAAGCUCUGAUCCCGCAAAUAAUGCGAGCCAAAUUCACCAAAGAAUUCUACCUCGAACAAGUACACAAACCUCGAUAUUUACCUACACCGGCUAUCUUUUUCGGCCAUCCUCUACUUGAACCGUUGACAAAGACGGUAUGGUACAUGAUCCCGACCAUUUGGCUGCCCUAUGUAGGCUAUCAAUUGUACCAGUCGUUUACGUACCAUCACCCUAUUGCCACCACUCUUUUCUUUGUAUUUGGUAUCAUGAUUUGGACUCUGCUUGAAUACGGUCUGCAUCGCUUCCUUUUCCAUCUCGACGACCUGCUACCCGAUCAUCAACUUGCGUUUCUUCUUCAUUUCGCCUUGCACGGAUUCCAUCAUUACCUUCCUAUGGACAGAUUGCGACUAGUGGUUCCUCCAGCAUUGUUUGUCCUCCUUGCUUACCCGUGGAUCAAGCUGGCCCACCUUUUGUUUCCUCCCUUGAUGUCUCACGGUGUGAUUGCCGGUGGCAUUUUUGGUUAUAUUCUGUACGACCUAACCCACUACUACCUGCAUCAUGCCAAAGUGCUCGAUUUCCACUUCAAGGAAAUGAAGAAAUACCAUCUUGCUCAUCAUUACAAAGAUUUUGAAGCCGGUUACGGCAUCACAUCCAAGUUUUGGGAUAAUAUCUUUGGCACCACGCUUACUUAUACUUAGCUGAAUCUCCAUUUUUGUUCGUUAGCUUUACAGUCAUGUAGCGUUGCUUUUUUGUACCAUUUCUUCUCGCAUCCUACUUUAUUAAACUUGUCUAUUUAAUCAUUAA